Molecule: messenger RNA, 1012 nt
Organism: Cryptomeria japonica (Japanese cedar)
Lineage: Eukaryota; Viridiplantae; Streptophyta; Pinopsida; Cupressales; Cupressaceae
Product: plastid division protein PDV2
Exons: 2
Coding region: 170-913 (247 amino acids)
Biological process (GO): chloroplast fission
Source: RefSeq, a predicted model, not a curated record
UAUCGCUGAGCUACAAGUCCAACAUUUUUCCUUUCCUUGUGGUGUCAUUGAUUGUUCUUCAUUCCUCUCUGUUUAGCUUUGUUUUUGAAGUUUUAACAUCAGUAUGUUCAUACAAUACUUGGGUAUAUUGUAGAUUUCACCAAUCCCCUUUUGGCCUGUCUAGAUUUUAAUGGAUACAAAUGAUAUUAUUGUGGUAUUGAGGCAGGCAUCUGAGCUGCAUGCCAAGAUAAGUCAUGCCAUGGAUAGAGUAGUAAGGUAUGGAAGGGAAAUUAAGAUUGCAGAAACAGUCCCGGUGAUAAACAAAGCUAAUGGAAAUUGUAAGAAUGAGGAUAUAAACCAUCUCUCUCCAGAGCAUGCUGUAGCCAUGGAAGUAAGGAGCCUUGCUUCCAUUAGAGAUUCUUUGGAUGUUCUUGAAGACCAACUUUAUUGUCUGCAGAUUUUGCAGGAUCAAAAGCGCGCUGAUAUGGAAGCAGCUUUGACUGACAUGGAGGAAACCAGGGAAAUCCUCCUGCAGAGACUAAGAAAGUACCAAGGAAAAGAGUGGGGAGUUGUACAGGAGGCUCUUGCAUUUGUAGGUGAACCAACGGAUGAAGAACACAAUCCUACCAAAUAUAGCUGUGAUGAAGAUCCUCGUCACCCUCUCAUCAAGCGCCUUGGAUGGUUGGAAGAGAAAAAGGAACAACUGCUCUCUGAAUCUAAAGGCUUUUUAAAAUCUUUAUGCCAUGGAUUGGGUAAAUCAAUGGGUUCGGCUGUUUCUAUGACAUCUAAAACUGCACUUGUAGUAGCUGGUAUUGUGAUUCUUUCGGCAGUAUCUAAGAUGGGCAAGAACCAACUAAGGAAUAGGGAUACUCGUAAAGUCAUUGCUGGUCCAUCUUGCCCACCAAAUGAUCAGAAUCUCAAGAACCCAAUGUAGGGUUGAAUCUUAAAUUUUAAGGGUUCAUUCAUAAUGUCGUUGUCUACAUUUUCUUUUGGAAAUCAAAUGUUUCAUAGUUCGCACACUAAUAAAAGAGAA